CGUACCGAUCCCCGGCCGGCCGGUUGUUGCAGGGAGGGCAAGGAGAAAUGGCGAAGAAGCUCUCCAGGGCGGCCGUGCUGCUCCUCGUCGCCGCCCCUCUGUUCAAGUACUUGUGCGCCGUGCUCGUGGGCAUCCAGGUCGGGCGGGCGCUAGAGAGGUGUCCGGAGAGCGCCAGAUUCAGCCUGGGAGAGACUCUCCACUACGUCACCAAGGUAUGGUGCGUGAUCGAUCGUACCAUAAAAAAGAGGUGACGACGACUAGCUUGUUUGUAAAUUGUGUACUUGUUUCAGGAGCUUUGGGAUGGCAAUGUUCUGGGAGGGCGACGAGGAGGAGGAACGCACAGUUGUUUCACUGUCAGUGGUGCUGAAAGCUCGUCGUCGGAGGAACGACCCUACGCCGCCCUCGCUUCGGCCGAUGGCGUUCGUGCUCCCAGGACAAACAGCGACGCAAAUGUCACCCAGACGACGACAUACACAUACUACAACCACACUUCGCCGAGGGGCGUGAUCAGCGUGGGGCCGUGGGGCGGAUCCGGCGGGCAGCCGUUCUACAUGCGCGGCGCCAGCGCUCCUCGCCUUCGCAGCGUCGUCCUCUACCAUUCCGGCGCCAUCCACUCGCUGGCCUACGAGUACACCCUCGCCGGCGACUACGACUACGAGGGGCCGCCGCGCCGACGCCGAGUGGCCGGUCCCUGGGGCCUCCCGCAUUCCUACGGCUCCAGAGGAGUUCGUGCCGAGAUCGACCUGCGUUCAGGGGAGCACGUCACCGCAGUGGAGGGCACGACGGGGCACUUCGCCGACGUCCCCGGCGUGGUCGUCACCUCGCUGACGUUCCGCACCAGCGCCGGCAGAACGUACGGGCCGUACGGCAGCGUCGGCGCAGGGUCGCACCGCUUCUCCGUGCCGGCGGCGGACGGCGCCCGCAUCGUCGGAUUCUGGGGACGCUCCGGCUGGCUUCUCGACGCCGUCGGGGUCUACAUGAAGCCUCCUCCUUGCUCGUCGUCAGACACGGCGGCGUACGAGAAACAUGCAUCCAGACGUCAGCGACGAAACUAAUCAGUGCGCCACAGUAUACUUAUUGGGCAGAGAGAGAGAGAGAGUUAGAGAUCAUCAUCUCUACCAUAAAUAGAAUCCUGCUGUAACCUGUAUGCAUAGGUACAGUACUAGGUAGACAGAUUUUCUGAAUCUUGCUGUCAGUAUGAUGGCCGCAUAAAUAAAUAACUAGGUACGUGCCCGUGCGUU
Messenger RNA from Zea mays, 1241 nucleotides. RefSeq lists its product as uncharacterized. Gene Ontology annotation, molecular function: carbohydrate binding. The record is from RefSeq and is marked validated. Bases 552 to 1055 code for a protein of 167 amino acids. Lineage: Eukaryota; Viridiplantae; Streptophyta; Magnoliopsida; Poales; Poaceae. The transcript is spliced from 3 exons.